This is a messenger RNA of Hevea brasiliensis (rubber tree), 1232 nucleotides long. RefSeq lists its product as uncharacterized. Gene Ontology annotation, cellular component: nucleus. The record is from RefSeq and is a predicted model, not a curated record. Gene Ontology annotation, molecular function: RNA polymerase III core binding. Gene Ontology annotation, biological process: negative regulation of transcription by RNA polymerase III. The transcript is spliced from 11 exons. Lineage: Eukaryota; Viridiplantae; Streptophyta; Magnoliopsida; Malpighiales; Euphorbiaceae. The coding region runs from base 211 to 885 and encodes 224 amino acids.
UAAGAUCUACAUCUGUCGAAUUACCAUUGACCAAUCACAAUUCAAAAUCUAUACGCCAAAUCGAAUAUUCGAAGUUAGGGUUCAUUAUUACGAUCCAAUAUCCUCCGAAGGCCUUGCAAUUUUAUUCAUUUUCUAUCAAAUCUUCCAUUCAAAUAAUCUACAAGGAACUUUGUAGAGGCGUUGUAUCUGUUUUUGAGAAAUAUACUCACUAUGAAGUUUUUAGAAUACACUCCUCUUGAAAGCAUAAAUGAGUUCUUAAGCAAUUUAAAUCUUGGAGAACGGACAAUCAAGGGAUGCCUUGAAGCUUACUCUUGUAAACACACUGGAACAGACAAAAAGCUUUCUCUCAGUUUAGAGCACGAGAUCCUUGACUAUCUUGGGAAAUCUUCAGACGCUGACUCAUCCUCGCCAGCUGAAUACUUGUUAAGCAGAUCCAGCCGAAAGACAUUGAUUUAUCUUGUUCUUACACUCUAUCACAUGUAUCCAGAUUAUGACUUCAGUGCCAUGAAAGCUCACCAGUUCUUCACAGAGGAAAGCUGGGACACUUUUAAGCAGAUUUUCGACACAUACAUGUUUGAAGCAUCAAAGGAAUGGAUCAAGGAAAAUGAAGGUGGUUCCUUGGUGGAAACCUUAUUCAAGGCUCUGGACGAGGUUGUGAAAAUAGCAGAAUGUGAAAUCUACAGCUAUAAUCCAGACUCUGAUGCAGAUCCAUUUCUAGAGAAAGGAGCAAUCUGGUCUUUCAGUUUCUUUUUUUACAAUAGGAAACUAAAGCGCGUUGUGAGCUUCCGCUUCUGCUGCCUAAGUAACUUGGUGGUGGAUGGAUAUCUUGUGGACAAUUCUAGUUAUGAGGAAGAUGGGGAAAUAUUUGAUGACAUGGACAUGUGAGUGCUGAUAGUGAUGGACUAUUAGCAUGAUGUUCAUAUGUGAAGACCAAUAACAAUGAUCUGUAGUUAUGCUUCUGUCAGUGCCCCUACCCGUGGCACCUAAGUGGUAGGAUUAGCUUUUUUGCUUCUCAAUGCAUGUAGUUACUCUUCUCUUGUUGUAAAGAAAAAUGCUUCUAAAAAUAUAUGUGAAAUCUAGCGGUAGUCUUGUGAUAAGAUGUGAGGAUUCAAGUUUCUACAAGACACUCAUUUCUCCCUAUCUUCUAAAAUAGUGCCAUUUGUUGAUUUUGUAUGUACAUAUGGAACUGCAUUUGGCUCAUAUUUCCAAUAAUGGAAGAUAACAUUCGUGCA